AUGAACCCCUUCCGCACCACUCUCUUACAGGCCUCGACAUCGUUCCGCUCUUCGGCGAGGCGAGCAGCUGCUCCCGUGGUCACAAGACCAGCCGCCCAGCUGCCCUGGAAAAGAUGCUUUGCCGACUCUCCCAAACCGCCAAGAAGCGGUCUGGACACUGAGCAGCAGAAAGCUCGAGACCAGUCUACCGUCGGGCCCUUCACUCUGAAAGCCGCUGCCUUCUUCAUCGUCACUGGUGUCGGUCUCUACAUGUACUUUGAAUCAGAAAAGACCAAGGUCCAACAACGUCGUCAGGAAGAGCUCGCCUCCUGCUCUGUCGGCCGACCCAACAUCGGCGGUCCCUUCCAAUUGACCACCCAGGACGGUGUGCCCUUCACUGAGCAAGACCUCAAAGGGAAAUGGAGCUUGAUCUACUUUGGUUUCACGCAUUGCCCAGAUAUCUGCCCCGAAGAGCUGGACAAGAUGGGAGAGGCUGUGGAUAUGGUGGACAAGGCGACCGGAAAGGGUGAAGUGCUUCCUGUGUUCAUCACAGUGGACCCGGCUAGGGACACUCUGCCGCAAGUCAAGAAGUAUAUCAAGGAGUUCCACCCCAGAAUGGUCGGUUUGGUCGGUGACUACGAACAAGUUAAGAAGACUUGCAAAGUCUACCGAGUCUACUUUUCGACCCCGCCUGAUGCUACUGCCGCCGACGACUAUCUCGUAGACCACAGUAUCUUCUUCUACCUCAUGGACCCAUUGGGCCAAUUCGUGGAUGCUUUCGGCAAGGCUACCACAGCCGACCAAGUCGCUUCAAAGGUCCUCGACUCAAUGAAGAAAUGGGAAGCUGCUGGUGGCAACGCCGCCGCUGGAGUGUAG
Molecule: messenger RNA, 855 nt
Organism: Cryptococcus amylolentus CBS 6039
Lineage: Eukaryota; Fungi; Basidiomycota; Tremellomycetes; Tremellales; Cryptococcaceae
Exons: 4
Coding region: 1-855 (284 amino acids)
Biological process (GO): mitochondrial respiratory chain complex IV assembly; intracellular copper ion homeostasis
Cellular component (GO): mitochondrial inner membrane
Molecular function (GO): copper chaperone activity; copper ion binding
Source: RefSeq, a predicted model, not a curated record